This is a messenger RNA of Cuscuta epithymum, 906 nucleotides long. NCBI's taxonomy places the organism in Eukaryota, Viridiplantae, Streptophyta, Magnoliopsida, Solanales, Convolvulaceae. The record is from the annotation of a GenBank genome assembly.
GUAGCAUUGAGCUUAAUUAAUUGAUUGAUUAAUUAAUUACUUGGUAUAAUUAAGGCAAUGGGCGUGGCCGGGAGCCCCCACCAGUGGGCGUUCAUUCGCAAGGUGUACGCCCUUCUCACCCUCCAACUCCUCAUUACCACCGUAGUUUCCAGCCUCGUCGUCGCCUUCAUCCCCAUUAAACAUUUCUAUGCAUCUAACAAAGCUGCUACAAUUGUUGUCUGCGUUUUUAUUGCCAUCACUCUGAUCAUUGUGGAGAUAGCUUUGCUGAUCUGUAGUGAGAAACAUCCUUGGAACUACCUACUUCUCCAAUUGUUUACACUUGUAUUUUCUCUAGUCGUGGGAUUUGCUUGUGUAUUUGUGCAUUGGAAAGUAGCGUUGGAAUGUGCAAUCCUAACCGCAGCUGUGACGAUCUUUCUUACUUUGUAUACAUUUUGGGCAACUUUGAGGAAACAUGCCGAUUUCUCAUUUCUUCAGCCAUUCUUAUCCUCUCUUCUAGUGAUCGCACUAUUGUGUACCAUUAUUCAGAUAUUUUGGCCUCUAGGGAAGAUCGGACACGCGCUUUUUGGGGCUGUUUUGGUGAUUUUAUAUAGCGGCUAUAUCAUAUAUGAUACUUAUAGCAUCAUCGAUAAGUUUGAUUAUGAUGAUUACAUGCUGGGGGUGGUUUGUCUAUACAUAGAUAUCGUCGGACUCUUCCUUAGUUUAUUGGAUUUGGAUAGUUGAUUAACGUUGAAGUCGUUGUGUAUUUGUGUCUCAUACUCUUUCCCGUUUUUGUCCCUCCGCACACAUUAAUAUGAUUUUCAAGUAUAAUCUUCAUACACGCAUUUCCCUUACUUUGUAGGAUUUGGGGAGAAUAUAAAUUUCGGUUCCAUUCGGUUUAUCGAAUAAAAACCACAUUAUGUUUCAAUU